Penicillium roqueforti is the source of this 1317-nucleotide messenger RNA. Its product is annotated as questin oxidase family protein. Bases 1 to 1317 code for a protein of 438 amino acids. The transcript has 5 exons. The record is from RefSeq and is a predicted model, not a curated record. Gene Ontology annotation, molecular function: oxidoreductase activity. Lineage: Eukaryota; Fungi; Ascomycota; Eurotiomycetes; Eurotiales; Aspergillaceae.
AUGGCCACUGCUACUAAGAUACAUCUGUCGCCGGCGACAGACUCCGGAAUCUACAGCUUCAAUGUGAGGGAAGAUACCGCGCGGACAGUGAGCGAGCUCUUGCAGGAAGACCUGGAAAUCCACCAUGUCUUCUUUAAUAACGAACGGUUCCAUAAUCACAUACCCCACGAGCUCCUUACUAUCUAUGCUCUUGGUGCAUCACCGGAGGAGGUCAAGACUUGCUAUGACCGGAAUAAGCGUUAUCAGAGACCCGCCCUUCCGGCAAACCAAGAUAUUGUCCAGUCUAUGCAUGAUGUCGCUAAAUUCAAGGAGUGCUCUGGGAAGGAAGAAAAUUACCCUCAUUACCUAGCUUUCUUCCAGCAGGAGAUUGACGCAAAAGGCGUCCCAGAUGUUCUGAAUGAGUAUUUAUUCGCUGAAGAUGAGCGAGCGGAGAGUAUGAUGUGUCGUGUGUUUGCCGGCCUCAUUCACCCGUUCAUCCAACUCGGUUUCGGGAUUGAAUUCAACCAACCUGCUAUUGUAGCCCAAGGUCUUGCUCAGAUAGCAGUGCACGAUGACUGGCUGGGUCGUGCCUAUUUCCUACCCGCGGAGAAGAUGGCUGGCGGCAUCGGAAAGCCGGGACAGAAGUCGCUGUUCCAGCUCAUAAAUGAGAUUCGGGCAGACAAGACCCUUGUUGAGAGUGUUCAGUGGUCUGACAGUAAUAAGAUCAAAGAUGGAGUGCUCCACAGAGCGCCUGAGCAGAUGUUGAAGUAUGCUUCUCAAUUUACUGUAUCCAAGGAUCAGGUGCAUGGGCGGUUAGCGGAUAUGACCAAUACAGUCGUCUACUAUACCAGUGCCGCCCAGCGUCCGACCAAAGAAAUGUGGCUUGAUUUCUUCUUGAUCCAUUGUGUCAAUUCCUCUAUCUUCUUUUCUAAGAUUAUCGAACUCCCUUUCAUGACUCAGCGAUCCAAACUGCGCAUGCUGGAAUGGAAGGGACGAAUCGAGCUGCUGAUGUAUACUUCGCGUGGAACGCCGGAUCUCCUCCUGGAUGAAGUGGCCAAUUAUCCCCCGAAGGACAACUGGUCACAGCUAUUCGCGCGUAGCAUCGCCCAUCCCGAUGACGAUGGACAUCUAGCCAAGCUGGUGCGGGCUUUGGCGCACGGCCAGAAAGUCUGCCAGGUAUAUGAGAGAACACAUCCCGAGAUGCGGAUCAAGGGAAAUAUGUGGCUUAGCGUUGGGAAUAUAGCCGUUGACUCUACUGUCGAGGAGGGAGGUAGACCAAUGUGGGUCCGUUCUACUGGAUUCGAUGAAGCAUGGGAGUCUCAACGGGCGCAUAUCUGA